This is a messenger RNA of Monopterus albus (swamp eel), 909 nucleotides long. RefSeq names its product free fatty acid receptor 2-like. The coding region runs from base 1 to 909 and encodes 302 amino acids. Gene Ontology annotation, biological process: G protein-coupled receptor signaling pathway; cellular response to fatty acid. The transcript is spliced from 2 exons. Gene Ontology annotation, cellular component: plasma membrane. The record is from RefSeq and is a predicted model, not a curated record. Lineage: Eukaryota; Metazoa; Chordata; Actinopteri; Synbranchiformes; Synbranchidae. Gene Ontology annotation, molecular function: G protein-coupled receptor activity.
AUGAGUAAUUUAGACAGAGAAGCCAUUCUGUCAGUUUACAUCAUUUCCUUCCUGAUAGGCCUGCCAGCGAACCUCCUGGCUCUCUGCUCCUUUAGCAUGAGGAUCCAUUCCAAGCCACGGCCAGUAGACAUCCUGCUCCUCAAUCUGACUGUGUCUGACCUGCUCUUCUUGAUCAUCCUUCCUCUCAAGAUGCAUGAAGCAGCAUCGGACAUGCAGUGGACUCUGCCCUACUUCUUAUGCUCCAUCACCUCUUUUACCUUCUUCAGCACCAUCUACACCAGCACCCUACUUCUGACAGCAGUCAGUGUGGUUCGCUACAUUGGAGUAGCUUUCCCAAUCGCCUAUCAACAGCUGCGCAAACCUGUGUAUGCAAUAGUGAUCUCUGCUGGUAUCUGGCUAAUGUCAUCAGCACAAUGCAGCAUCACUAUUAUCAUCCAGCACUACCCAUCCCUGUCCAGUCAAAACUCAAGUUAUUGCUAUGAGAACUUCACAGACAAGCAGUUGGAGGUCCUCCUCCCAGUACGUUUCCAAAUGUUCUUUGUGCUCUGUCUUGCACCUCUUCUAAUUUGUGUUUACUGCUACUUGUGCUGCAUCUGGAUCCUGUACAAUCGCCCCAGGAUAUCCUGUAUGCUGAAGCAGAAGGCCAUUGGCAUGGCCUUAGGGACACUAGCUGUGUUUCUCAUUUGUGUGGUGCCAUACAACCUCUCUCAUGUAGUGGGCUACUUCCAGGGUAAAAGCCCAUCCUGGAGGUACUACGUCUUGCUGCUCAGCACCUUCAACACCUGUCUUGAUCCCAUCAUCUUCUACUUUUCCUCCUCCACCUUCCGCUGCACUGGAGAAAAGUCCAUUUUCAGGAAGUUUAGAGUCAAAGAUACAGAAAUACAACAACAGGUCACCAGCUCUAGCUAA